Molecule: messenger RNA, 1143 nt
Organism: Girardinichthys multiradiatus
Lineage: Eukaryota; Metazoa; Chordata; Actinopteri; Cyprinodontiformes; Goodeidae
Product: heat shock factor-binding protein 1
Exons: 3
Coding region: 197-403 (68 amino acids)
Biological process (GO): cellular heat acclimation
Cellular component (GO): nucleus; cytosol
Molecular function (GO): transcription corepressor activity
Source: RefSeq, a predicted model, not a curated record
ACAGAGGAAGUGCGGGUUUUCAUUGCUUCAGCUGUUGUGCCGCAAAGUUAAGGCAGUCACUGCCAACGUUAACAGUGGAGGGACUCAUUUCUAGCGUCGCGCUAAACACCAACUUUAACUAAAUGAUCAUUUAUUAACUCGUUUGGGACAUAUUUCAGUUGAAUCGAAACUCAAGUGUUUUGCUUGGAGAAAAAAAAUGUCCAAAUCAGACUGUAAAGCCGCACAAGAAAUGACAGAGGCGAUGGAAACUACGAUGCAGAGACUUCAGGAGAGGUUCCUGGCCAUAUCUGAACAGCUGGAAUCAAGAAUGGAUCAGAUGGGGACUCGCAUUGAUGACCUGGAGAAGAAUGUAGUUCAGCUCAUGACGCAAGCUGAUAUGGAAGAUCAGUCCAGUUCAAAGUGACUGUUGACAGGCUGUCUUUAUCUGUCUUUGGGGCAUCACGGUGUUGUGGGAACAGCUUUUUCAAGUAAUUGGGUUUAGGUCUGGAUUGACUGGCCUAUUGUAAUAAAUGGACAUGCUUUAAUCUAAACCCUUCAGUUGUAGCACUAGCUGUAUGUUUAAGGAUGUUCUGCUGGACGUUGAACCUCUGCUCUCAGGUUUUCUUCCAGGUUGCUCUGGAUAUAACUUCAGCCAUCUUCCAAUCAAUAUCAGCUUCCCUAUCCUGCCAAAGAAAAGCAUCCCUGCAAAAUGAUGAUGCCAUGAUCAUGUGUCACAAUGGGGGUGUUUGUUUUUCACUAUACAGUGUUUUGGUUGAAAGUUCAAGUUUGGUCUCAUCUGACCAGAGCAUCUUCAGCGAUAUAUUGUUCCACUGUUUAAGCUUCACCUACAUAUACAGAUGCAGUUAGGAGGUGCAUCAGCUUCAAUCCCUGUUAUACAACCUCUGGUAAAUAUGUCACACUGGUGCUCUGUAACAGUCCUGCUUUGAAUGGACUUUCAUUAAAAAGGGUUUUUGUUUUCACUGCUUCCAAAUGGUUUUAACAUUUUUAUUUUGAUAUAUUUCAGGAUAUGUUAAAUGUUCUCUACAAUAUAUAUUCUGUAUUCUGUUCUUUGUAAUAAAGUUUGGCACUUUUUUAGGACUCUAAAAAGUUGAUUGAAUCUUCUAAAAUGUGGAUAUUUCAUUAAAUCUCCACUGCAAUUCUGUA